GAAGGUCCGAGUUCUUUAUGGUAUUUAAUGCAAAAGCAAUAGACCAGUCACUCACACCACACAGCUUGAUUGUAUGCGUUCUCUGCUGAAGCAGCAGAAGCAAGAGUAUUAUGUCUCUUGUAAGGGUAAUUACUCCCUGUAAAAUUCCUUCUUCCUGCAGCAACUUCGUCAUCCCUGUCUUCCGAAAUCCACGAAAUAAUCCUCUUGCAUUCCGAACGCUCCCUAAAUUCAAUAUCACUGCUAAGUAUGCCCAAAUCACUUCUUCUGCUUCUUCAACAACGCCGUCUGCUACUUAUGAUGAUACUAAUACUUAUCGAUGGAAACCUAUGUGCUUGUAUUUUACUCAUGGCAAGUGCACCAAGAUGGAUGAUCCUACCCACCUAGAGGUGUUUAAUCAUGAUUGCUCUAGGGACCUCCCAGUGAAUGCUGCUGACUUCAAACGCAAGCGUCCCCAAGAUUUUGAGUUUUUCUUGGUGUUUGAUUUGGAGGGUAAAGUUGAGAUUCUUGAGUUUCCUGUACUGAUAAUAGAUGCAAAAACCAUGGCUUUUGUGGAUUUGUUCCACAGGUUUGUCAGACCAUCUGCAAUGAGUGAACAAAGAAUAAACGAAUAUAUUGAAAACAAAUAUGGCAAGUUUGGGGUUGACCGUGUGUGGCAUGACACAGCUCUACCAUUUAAUGAAGUUAUUCAAGAAUUUGAGGCUUGGUUGACUCACCACCAUUUGUGGGAAAAGAAGCAUGGUGGACAUCUUAAUCGGGCUGCUUUUGUAACUUGCGGAAAUUGGGAUGUGAAAACACAGAUCCCUCGGCAAUGCACAGUUUCAAAGAUAAAGCUUCCUCGAUACUUUAUGGAGUGGAUCAAUCUAAAAGAUGUUUAUCAAAAUUUUUAUAAUCCAAAGCAAGAGGCUAGAGGAAUGAGGACAAUGAUGCAGCAACUGAAAAUACCAAUGCUGGGAAGUCAUCAUCUUGGAAUUGAUGACACUAAAAACGUAGCAAGGAUUUUACAGAGAAUGCUUGCAGAUGGUGCAGUGAUACCAAUUACUGCUUGGAGGAAUCCUGAUUCAAUUGGAAAUGUUAACUUUCUGUAUAAGAACCGCAUUUAGCUAUUUAAUUAGUUUUUGAAGGCUAAUUAUAGGAACAAUAGUACUUGUUUAUGGCGACUUUUCAUUUCAUUCUUUACAUAACAUGUAGCCCUGUUCAAAACUCUGGCCAGCCAGGUCUGUUCCGGGUUUAGUUGGGUUUGAAUUUUUUUAGCCUUGGCUUGACCCUGUCCCGCCUCUUCCAUGGGGCCUUAGAAGUAUAUAGCUUUUUUACUUGUUUUUUCA
Ricinus communis (castor bean) is the source of this 1322-nucleotide messenger RNA. RefSeq lists its product as uncharacterized. The record is from RefSeq and is a predicted model, not a curated record. Bases 111 to 1100 code for a protein of 329 amino acids. NCBI's taxonomy places the organism in Eukaryota, Viridiplantae, Streptophyta, Magnoliopsida, Malpighiales, Euphorbiaceae. Gene Ontology annotation, molecular function: 3'-5'-RNA exonuclease activity; nucleic acid binding. The transcript is spliced from 6 exons. Gene Ontology annotation, biological process: exonucleolytic trimming to generate mature 3'-end of 5.8S rRNA from tricistronic rRNA transcript (SSU-rRNA, 5.8S rRNA, LSU-rRNA).